Molecule: messenger RNA, 1637 nt
Organism: Dreissena polymorpha
Lineage: Eukaryota; Metazoa; Mollusca; Bivalvia; Myida; Dreissenidae
Product: inositol-pentakisphosphate 2-kinase-like
Exons: 14
Coding region: 63-1493 (476 amino acids)
Biological process (GO): inositol phosphate biosynthetic process
Cellular component (GO): nucleus
Molecular function (GO): inositol-1,3,4,5,6-pentakisphosphate 2-kinase activity; ATP binding
Source: RefSeq, a predicted model, not a curated record
GUAGGAACCGCAACUCUGUUUUUAUUAAAAUACUCACCUAAAGGAGGUAAUUUGGAAUAAACAUGGAGGCUGAUGAAUGGAAAUUUCGAGGAGAAGGAAAUGCAUUUCUGGUGCUAACAAACACAAGGGAUGGAAUGGUGUACAGGUUUGCCAAAACAAAACACUGGAGAAAGGGUCUUCUUUCAAAAUGCAACAAGAAUGAAAAAAAUGAAGUUAUCCAUGAAGAAAUGAAAUUAGUAGUUGACUACAUGAAAAAUGUCAUGCGACCACUGCUUGGGUGUGCAUUUGUUGAAUUACCAGUAUUGAAGGAUAUAGCAGGAGGGCUUCCAUUCAGUGAAUCAGAGAUAAAAGGCUUUAGACCAGCCCAGAGGAAGGGCCAGCAUGUGAAGCCAUGCACCAUUCACCCAGCCACGCUGUCAGCUCUAGUCAUGCCAGACCUGUGCUUUGUGAGGGGAGGCCCUGCCUUCACAUCACCCACAAUCAGUGUGGAGAUUAAACCCAAAAAGGCGUUCAUGCACGUACACAGUACGGACACGCCAGAAGAGAAGUCCCUGGUCUGCAAGUUCUGUAUGCACCAGCGAUUGAAGGCAAAGACGAAACAGUGGUCAGAAACCAGUAAAUACUGUCCAUUAGACCUUUUUUCUGGUAAUAGGAGGAGGAUGAAACAGGCGCUCAUUGCAUUGGCGCAUACACCACAAAACAACCUGAGAAUCUGUCAGGAUGGAGAGGAGGUGCAUGGAGCAUGCCGGGACGGGUUUCAGGGCGGAGAACUCUGUUGUGUGCUGCAGGAGGCUCUGGGAGUCACCUCCCCUGUCCUAAGACACAACGGAUACAGCAAGUCAGACAUGUUGGUGCAAGUGUUCCUGGACUUGAUACUUGAGACCCUGCUGUAUGUACCAGACCAGCCCGACGUGACCCGGAGUCAGGCUUGGUCCCCCAGGCCAGCCAACGUCCAGUCAUGUCAGAACAGCCUGUCACAGUCAGAGUCCUUUAAACAAGAUGAAGUAUAUAGCAUACCAGAAGGUUGCGUGCUGGAGCGUAUUCUCUCCAUCCAGAGCAGAGACAGGCUGGACAUUGAUGGUAUCUACCCCAUCUACACAGAUCUGGUCAAUCAGUUUAAACAAUCACCUGGCAGCAGUAUCACGUCUAACUUGGAUGGGCCGUAUGACCAGGGAGACUGGCUUGCCGCGAUGUCACAGGAUGGUUGCGAUCUGAUCAUUGAACAAGAAAACCCAGUCAACAAGGUGAAGCAGUUUUUCGUUUCCAAAACAGUACAGGACUGCUCAAUCAUGGUCGCUCUGCAGAAAGUACCGGCAAGCUGCAAUGAAAAGGAGGUUGGACCAUGUGUGACCCUAGAUGGCGGCCAAAGGGUACGGUUCUCGGUGACUGUGGUGGAUCUGGAUCCAAAACCAUUCUGCAAGAUUGAGACGUAUCAUAACCAGGAUGAAGAAAUCGUGAACGAAUACAGAGAGACCUCCAGAGAUGUGCAAUAAACAUGAUCAUUUGAAUUGUGUUCUGAGAAAACUGGGCAUAAUGCAUGUGCGUAAAGUGUCGUCCUAGAUAAGCCUGUGCAGUCCGCACAGGCUUUUUCAGGGACGACACUUUCCGCCUAAACUAGAUUUUUGCUAAGAAGAGAC